ACACCGCUCUCCUCUAGCGGGUCCCCGCGGCCGGGGCAGACACUCCCCCGCAGCUACAGGAGCUGCCUUUGCAGAACAGGGAAAGGUCUGACGGGGAGGAACCGGCGGCGCGGCCGAGUUUCACAUCCUUGACUGUCCUUCUAUUUCUUGAAGAUGAAGAAAAUGAUUGUCUGCUUCCUUCUGCUGUUUGGACACACUCUGCUUUCCACUAUCUUUGUCAUGGCAAAAGAUCUCCCUGGACGACAAUUCACCCAAAGAAGGGAUGUUAACUCACAAUCUUUACUAGAAAAUACUUGCAACAACAAACGCCUGGACCUGGUCUUCAUCAUUGACAGCUCUCGCAGUGUACAUCACUAUGACUUUGAAAAAGUGAAGGAGUUCAUUUUAACCAUCUUGCAGUUUCUGGACAUCAGCCCUGAUGCCACCCGUGUAGGCCUGAUUCAGUACGGCAGCACAGUCAAACAGGAGUUUUCACUGAAGACAUUCAGGAGGAAACAGGAUAUUGAAAGAGCAGUGAGGAGAAUGAUGCACCUGGCAACUGGCACCAUGACUGGACUGGCCAUUCAGUAUGCAGUGAACAUUGCGUUUUCAGAGUCAGAAGGAGCUCGACCUCUGAAGCAGAAUGUGCCCCGAAUUAUCAUGAUUGUGACGGAUGGGAGACCACAGGAUCCAGUGGCAGAGAUUGCUGCUAAAGCACGCAACUCAGGAAUCUUGAUUUUUGCCAUUGGAGUGGGAAGAGUAGAUAUGAACACGCUGAAGUCUAUUGGCAGUGAACCACAUGAAGAGCAUGUGUUUCUGGUUGCUAAUUUCAGUCAGAUUGAAACACUGACAUCUGCAUUCCAGACUAAACUUUGUGUGCCCCAUAUGUGCAGUAUAGUUGAACAUCAGUGUGAUCACUUCUGCAUAAACACCCCAGGCUCCUACCUCUGCAGAUGUAAACAAGGAUACAUUCUGAAUGCUGACCAGAAGACUUGCAGCACUCAGGACCUUUGUGCUGUGGAGAAACAUGCCUGUGAGCAGAUUUGUGUGAACACACCUGGGUCUUACGUCUGUCAGUGUUAUGAAGGCUAUGAGCUUGAUGCAGAUGGAAAGAAUUGUAUUGUUGUAGAUUUCUGUGCUUUGGAUAAUCAAGGUUGCCAGCAUGAAUGUGUUAACACUGAGGACUCCUAUUACUGUAGAUGCCAUCCAGGGUACAUUUUAAAUCCAGACAAAAGAACUUGCAGAAGACCAGACUAUUGUGCUCUUCAGGACCAUGGCUGUGAGCAAGAAUGUGUUAAUACAGACAAUUCCUAUUUUUGUCGAUGCCAAGAAGGGUUUAGACUUAAUCCAGAUGAAAAAACAUGCAAAAGAGUGGACCACUGUGCUGAAAGCAGUCAUGGCUGCGAGCAACUGUGCCUGAAUACUGAUAGCUCCUAUGUCUGUCAGUGCUCUGAAGGAUUUGUCAUCAAUGAGGACCUAAAAACCUGCACACGAGUUGACUAUUGUGCUCUGAAUGAUCAUGGCUGUGAACAUUUGUGUGUAAAUGGCGACAGAUCUUACACUUGUCAGUGUUUUGAAGGAUACAGGCUUCGUAACGAUGGAAAAACAUGUAAACGUAAAAAUGUCUGCAGAUCAGUCAACCAUGGCUGUGAGCAUAUUUGUGUCAGUACUGACAAUUCCUACAUCUGCAAGUGUCGUGAGGGAUUCGUAUUGAGAGAAGACGGCAGAACGUGCAGGAGACGAGACAUCUGCAAAUCAGUCAGCCAUGGCUGUGAGCAUAUUUGUGUUAAUGAAGAUGACUCGUAUAUUUGCAAGUGUCAUGAGGGUUUUCUGCUGAGAGAAGAUGGGAAAACAUGCAGAAAUAAAGACAUUUGCAGUUCAGUUGACCAUGGCUGUGAACAUGUUUGUGUUAAUGCUGAUGAGUCAUACAUCUGCCAGUGUUAUGAGGGAUUUGCACUAAGGGAAGAUGGAAAAACAUGUAGAAAUAGAGAUGUUUGCAAUUCCGUUGACCAUGGCUGUGAGCAUGUUUGUGUGAAUACUGAUAGUUCAUACAUUUGCCAGUGCUAUGAAGGUUUUAUACUGAGAGAAGAUAAGAAAACAUGUAGACAUAAGGACAUCUGCAAAUCAGUCAGUCAUGGCUGUGAACACCUUUGUGUGAAUAAUGAAGAUUCAUACACUUGCCAGUGCCAUGAUGGAUUUGUACUGAGGCAAGAUGGGAAAACAUGCCGAAGCAAGGAUAUUUGCAAAUCAGUCAACCAUGGCUGUGAACAUAUUUGUGCUAAUGCUGGUGAAUCAUUUGUUUGUAAGUGUCAGGAGGGAUUCCUGCUAAGAGAAGAUGGAAAAACAUGCAAAAAUAAAGAUGUUUGCAGAUCGGUCAACCAUGGCUGCGAACAUCUUUGUGUUAAUACUGAUGAGUCAUAUAUCUGCAAAUGCCAUGAUGGGUUCCUACUGAGAGAAGAUGGGAAAACCUGCAGAGACAAGGAUGUUUGCAAUUCAGUCAGCCAUGGCUGUGAACAACUUUGUGUGAAUACCGAAGAUUCCUACAUCUGCAAAUGUCAUGAAAAAUUCAUACUGAGGGAAGAUGGAAAGACAUGUAGAUAUCAAGAUGUUUGCAACUCAGUUGACCAUGGCUGUGAACAUAUUUGUGUUAAUACUAAUGAUUCCUAUAUCUGCAAGUGCCAUGAGGACUUCAUACUGAGGGAAGAUGGGAAAACUUGUAGGAGUAAAAAUAUCUGCAAAGCAGUCAACCAUGGUUGUGAACAUGUCUGUGUUCCAACUGGCGAUUCAUACACGUGUCAGUGUCACAAGGGCUUUAUAUUGAGGCAAGACAGGAAAACAUGCAGGAAUAAAGACCUGUGUAAAUCCAUUGACCAUGGCUGUGAACAUGUGUGCGUUAAUAAUAACAAUUCAUACAGCUGUCAGUGCCAUGAAGGUUUUGUCCUGCGACAAGAUGGGAAAACAUGUCGAAAUAAAGAUGUCUGCAAAUCAGUUGCCCAUGGUUGUGAACAUAUUUGUGUUAAUAAUGAUGAUUCAUACAUCUGCAAAUGCCAGGAGGGAUAUAUAUUAAAAGAGGAUCAGAAAACAUGUAGAAGAUGCACUGAAGGCCCAUUGGACCUGAUGUUUGUGAUUGAUGGAUCAAAAAGUCUCGGAGAGGAUAAUUUUGAAAUAGUAAAACAAUUUGUCUUGGGAGUCCUGGAUACACUUGAGAUUUCACCCAAAGCUGCUCGAGUUGGUUUGCUUCAGUAUUCCAGUGAAGUUCGCACAGAGUUUACAUUAAGGCAGUUCAGCUCAGCCAAAGACAUGAAGAAAGCUGUGUCACAAAUGAAAUAUAUGGGUCGAGGUUCCAUGACAGGACUGGCUCUGAAGCACAUGUUUGAGAGAAGCUUCACAGAAACGGAAGGAGCAAGACCAUUUUCAGCACAUGUCCCUCGAAUCUCCAUUGUGUUUACGGAUGGACGAGCCCAAGAUGAAGUCUCUGAGUGGGCUGCUAGAGCAAAACAAAAUGGUAUAAUUAUCUAUGCCGUUGGAAUAGGACAAGCAGUUGAGGAAGAAUUGCUGGAAAUUGCUUCUGAGCCACCAUACAAACAUCUCUUCUAUGCUGAGGAUUUCACAGCUAUGGAGGACAUCAGCGAAGAGCUAAGAGCCCAAAUCUGUGAAGCCUUGAAAGAGUCAGCUCACCAGCAGGAUCCAUCAUCUGGGAGGCUUCAUAAGACUGGUCCACAGCGUUCAGGACCGGAAUCAACCACAAUAGCCAUCACAGAUGUCAUUGCCUGUCCUGAUCUUGCAAUACACCACAAGUAUCUUUUUGAAGACAGUCACACUCACUCAACGAGAACAACAGCAAAAGCUUCAAAAGACCAGUGCAAAUGUGAAAACCUUGUGACAUUCCAGAACUAUGCAACCAAUGAAGUAAGAAAACUCACCCAGCGAUUGGAAGAAAUGACAAAGAGAAUGGAAAACUUGGAAAACAGGCUAAAAUACUGACCAACAUUUGGAGGCUGUACUACCCUGUAUAUUUAUACAUGCAAACUCAUCAAGAGCUAUUUUCUUAAACUGGUCCUAAGAAAAAUAACAAAUCCUUAUGUCUGAAGUUGAAAAUAUUUUGGAUCCCUGCAUCUAUAUAUGUGUUCUGUCUUGCAUUGAUUGCAGAUUAAAAAAAAUUGAAAAUUUUAUAUAUAUAAAUGAUUUAGUAACCAGCAAAAAUUCUAACUAAGCAGAACUAAACUGAAGUAAGCUAUGCAAAACAAUAAAAUGCUGUUAUUUUUUGAAGUGAAACCUCUAUGUUUCGAAGUACUUUUAGGGUAUGAUUUAUUUGGCUUACUUUUCUCUAUUUCUCUCCUCCACUCACUCUACUAGUAUUUUAAGCAUCCCUGUUUGUAUGGAUAUAUACAGUUUUAUAUAUAUAAACAGAGAAGUGGGACAGCAUUCUCAGCAAUUAGGUUUCACAGUCUUCAAACAUCAGUCGACUACUGAAACCAGCUGUUAAGUAAAAAUACAAAUUCAUGUUGAAACUGUGCUGAAAGUGGGAAGUCUGCUGGAUUAUCAAGGUAUCAUAUGAGGUUUCAAGUACUUUUACCACAUCCAGACCAUGUAACUUCUCUCUGCUGUUCCUUGCUCAGCAUUAACUUUCCUAAAUGCAACUAGUAUUUUACUAAUGAAGACCUUUUCUGAGCAAUACAACUAGCUGCAGGCCUGUUUGUGC
Messenger RNA from Neopsephotus bourkii (Bourke's parrot), 4681 nucleotides. It is a transcript of the gene MATN2, whose product is annotated as matrilin 2. Bases 154 to 3963 code for a protein of 1269 amino acids. Gene Ontology annotation, molecular function: calcium ion binding. Lineage: Eukaryota; Metazoa; Chordata; Aves; Psittaciformes; Psittacidae. The record is from RefSeq and is a predicted model, not a curated record. The transcript is spliced from 27 exons.